Molecule: messenger RNA, 11071 nt
Organism: Bombina bombina (fire-bellied toad)
Lineage: Eukaryota; Metazoa; Chordata; Amphibia; Anura; Bombinatoridae
Product: histone-lysine N-methyltransferase 2A
Exons: 10
Coding region: 399-5267 (1622 amino acids)
Biological process (GO): positive regulation of DNA-templated transcription
Cellular component (GO): histone methyltransferase complex; nucleus
Molecular function (GO): histone H3K4 methyltransferase activity; protein binding
Source: RefSeq, a predicted model, not a curated record
ACACACACACACACUGAUGCUGAGUCAUUAAGCAGUUUAAUAAAAAGAAUUUGAUUUAUUGCAGAGUAUAAAUAUUGUUUUAAUCCAGUAUUUCAUUCUUUUUAGGGAGCCCAUCUCCAGUAACCCAUGAGAUAGUAACUGUUGGAGAUCCUCUGCUGUUAUCUUCUGGCCUUCGCACCAUUGGCUCACGGAGACACAGCACAUUCUCAUCAACCCAGCAACAGAAAUCCACUCUUUCCUUGCCUGUCCGGGUUAAUUCCCCCAAUCUUAGUUUGCCCACAAUAAGCACCUUAAAGACUUCCACUGAGAAAAGUGUCAGCAAUACUGAGAACUUAAAUUCAGGAACUGCAACAGUGGCAGCUAAAAACAAUCACACUUCUAGCAAUGGGCAUAGAACCAUGGGAUUCAAAAUGGAAAAGCAGGCAGAGCUUAAACGUACAGGAGUUUUUGAAAACGUUGCAAAAAUCACCACUCCAAAGACAGACAAGUCAAAAGUAUCUACUCCACGAAAUUCAGACCCUUCUGUUCACCAACUGAGCCCUAAAAUUCCCUCUAAGCCACAAGGAAUGUCUACUCCUGAGUCCAGCACAAGCAGGGCAGGCGUUUUGAAAGACAGUGGUAUUCUGCUUAAUUCUAAAGUUGUGCCUAGUACACAAUAUCAGAGAGUAACAAGGAGGGAUAAGGAUCAAAGAGAACUGACAGUGGUGGAGAAAUGCAUCUCUUUGGGGGAAGAGAAUGAUUCUAAAGCUCAGUCACACAGUCUUGGAUACUCAUCAACCAAAGAUAGGAUGGCAAAAGUAAAGAAUCAGCCACUGGAAAACUCAAAAGAAAAGCAUUCCAAUAACUCUAUUUCUGACCACGAGCAAGCAAUAGAAGAUAUUCAGCGGCAGCCAGACACAAAUGGAAAUCACACUGCAUCUGAUGCUUCCAGAUUUAAACCAAAUGCACACAGCAAACCAGCAGAUAAGUCUGUACGCAGUACAGGUAGCUCACAAACAGAAAAACAAGACUCCUUAGUGGGUGUAGGGAAAGUGAUGCUAACAACUAUGAAACCCGAUGGAACUCCUGAUAAAGAAACAGAACCCCCAGGUCUGGUAUCUCCGAUGCUGAUUGCAGAGUCACAAGAUUUUACAAAGCCCCCUGAUGAUUCAGAUAGGGCAGGAGCGGUAACAACAAACCAUAAAAGCCCUAUUGCUGACUCAGAACCACAAACAGGUAAUGCUUACCCUUCACAGGACUCCAAUCUCCUACUUCAAGAUGGGAGCAAAUCUCAAGAAGACAGUUCCUAUAAACGUCGCUACCCAAGAAGGAGUGCUAGGGCAAGGUCUAAUAUGUUUUUUGGACUUACACCUCUAUAUGGUGUACGUUCUUAUGGUGAAGAAGACUUACCAUUUUGCAGCAGCACACCGGGGAAGAAGCGUGCAAAGAGGUCAGCAGAGGGACAAGUGGAUGGCGCAGAUGACUUAAGCACAUCAGAUGAAGAUGAGCUAUAUUAUUAUAACUUUACUCGGACUGUGGUUUCCAACACUGUAGAUGAAAGACUUGGGGCACGUGCUUUGUUUAGAGAAGAUGAUCAACGCAACCUACAUAAAAUACCACAGCUUGAUGGAGUAGAUGAUGGAACAGAGAAUGACUCAAGCAUAACUGUUAAUACAGGAAAGUCAAAUCAAGCAGAUAAGCGAAAUGUAAAGGAAAAGAGUGCAGAAAAAUUGGAUGUGUCAGAGGAACAAGCUGAAAAAGGUCAGACUGGCAAAGGCCACAAGCCCACAGAUUCCAAAAUGGAUAAUUGUCACCCUGUAAAGCAAGAUUCUCUUGAGCUGAACCUGGACACACCACGCAGAAGCCAUGGCGGAACAGAUAAAAACUUGCUAGACACCUUCAAUGCAGAGCUCCUCAAAUCUGAUUCAGAUAACAACAAUAGUGAUGAUUGUGGAAAUAUUCUUCCAAUUGAUAUAAUGGAUUUUGUGCUGAAAAACACACCAUCCAUGCAAACUUUGGUAGAAAGUCCAGAGUCAUCAUCUUCUGAGCUGCUUACAUUAGGAGAGGGCCUGGGCCUGGAAACUAACCGUGGAAAGGAUAUGGCUUUGUUUGAAGUGUUCUCCCAACAGCUUCCAACUUCGGAACCUGGUGAUGGCCCAGUGCCCUCUACAAUGUCAGCAGAAGAGCAAUUUGAGCUGCCGAUAGAGUUACCCUCAGACCUCUCUGUUUUGACAACUCGCAGUCCAGCUCUCCCCAACCAGAACCAUGCGAGACUGGGAGUAAUCUCUGAAUCUCAGCUACCCUCCUCAGGUGAACAGACUUUAUUAUCACUCCCUUCUUCAGACACAGGAGAGAAGAGGGCCACAGAGAAGAAUGUAACGUCAAAUGAUGGCAAACAGGCACUCCUCAAUCAGACUGUCGACCGAACUCCAGAAGGGCAUAUAACGCCAGACAGGUUUAUCCCUGGGCAUAUAGAUCCAGAGCAUAUAUCAAGUCCAUCAUGUUCCCAGGUUGAAAAUGCGGGAAGUCAGGAGCUGAGUCAGAAUAGUGGUACGCCAAAUAUGCAGGUGCCAGUGUCACCUUCUGUACCAUUACAGAACCAAAAAUAUAUUCCCAAUUCAUCAGAAAGCCCAGGUUCAUCUCAAAUAACCAGUACCAGUAUACAGGGCACACCUCCCCACCUUAAAACAGCAACUGAAAAAUUGGUUGUGGUUAAUCAGAAUAUGCAGCCUCUCUAUGUUCUUCAAACUCUGCCUAAUGGCGUUACCCAGAAAAUACAACUUGCUCCUUCUGUACCACAAGGCACCAGCCAAAUGGAAGGAGAUGUUCCAGUGGUGGGUCCCAUGGGAGGUGGGAUCACCUUGACCACUGCCCUUAAUCCUGCCCUAACUUCUCCCUUUUCCCCUGCUAGCAAAGGUCUUCUCCCAAUGUCACACCAUACACAUUUGCAACCUUUUCCCACUGGGCCACAGACUGCAUUUAUUCCUAGUCUUUCCAACCAGCCAUCUGGUCUCCUCAUUGGGGUACAACCAUCUUCUGACCCGCAGCUCAUUGUAUCAGAUGCAGGGCAAAGGGCUGAGUUGGGCAGCACCUCUAAUUCUCCUGCUCCUAUCAUGAGCAAGAAACGGCAGAUUUCACGUUUAAACUCCCGGAAAAACAAAAAGCUGGUGCCUUCUGUGGCCCCAGUCAAUAGGCAUGGCCCUGAUGUAGUCUCCAAUAUGACACUUAUUAACUUUUCUCCAUCCCAGUUGAGUGGACUGCCUAACCACCCAGGGCUGAUAGAUUUAGGUACCCUUGGAAAUACUACUCCACAUCGUAGCAUUCCUAAUAUCAUCAAACGCUCCAAAUCUGGACUAAUGUAUAUUGAUCAAACUCCUCUUCUCCCACAGGGUAUUAGUGGCUCUGUAAGUAGUGGACCUAGCGUUAUUGGUCUAGACACAAGUCACCUGACUAGUCACGUUCCUGGGCUUACAACAGGCUCCCCUGUCCUAAAUGUGGUGUCCAUGCAGACAGCACCAUCUGCUCCUCCAGUAACAGGCCAUGUAACCUUGACUAACCAAGGCAUUCUGAGCCCCCCUGAACUUGGCUCAAUAAGCAAUUUUCUUAUUAAGACCAGUACACAAGGCCUUGGCAUUCAAGAUAAUAGUGAUGCUCUCUCAACUUCCCCAAGCAUGUUCCCGCAGAGAUCUGCAGCCAGCAUGGGAACCACUUCAAGCAUUUGUGUGGUGCCUAACACACAGUCACUUGCCAAGCCGAUAAAUGAACCAGACUGUUCCUAUACAAUGCCUUAUCACACAAGCCGAGUCCUGACUAGCAGGUCAGGGAUAAAACGUGACACAUCUGAUGACCCUCACGUCAGAACAUCCACUCUCCACUCACCAUCUUCUGAAUCUGAGAGCAAAGUCACCAAAGCCACUUUUACCUUAUCUCCAGGACUGCAGACAGCAAGAAGCCCUACCACAGCCUCACAGAAAACAAAGAGCAAAAUCAAGAGACAGGCCCAGUCUGCUGAUAAAACCAGCAGGAAAAAGCACAAGGCCUCACACCCCUCCCAAACAACAAACCGCACACAAGUAGCAGAGAGGGAGGAAAAAACACCAGUGUCCAUCCUUAGUGGGAGCCAAAAGCCCAAAAUAGACAUUAACCCUGUUAAGAAUGUGGCCCAAGAAGAACCAGUGGAGUCUAAACUUCCUACAGGACAUUUGCCAGUCAUUCCAGAAUCAUAUUCUCCCACAGAAGAGCCAAAUCCUCCAGAAGCAAAGCAAGAGGACCCAAAGCAGGCAGGAGAGGAAGAGCCAGGCUUCAGUUCUCCAUUAAUGCGGUGGUUGCAGCAAGAGCAGAGCCGUCAGAAUUCUCCGCUAGAGACUAAACCUAGGACAGGUCUUCUGUUUGAGAUCUCCAGUGAUGAUGGUUUUCAGAUUUCAGCUCACACCAUAGAAGAGGCCUGGAAAUCUCUAACAGACAAAGUUCAGGAGGCAAGAUCUAAUGCCAGACUGAAACAGCUCUCGUUUACAGGUGUGAAUGGGCUAAGGAUGUUGGGAAUUGUUCAUGAUGCCAUUGUCUUCCUGAUUGAGCAGUUAUAUGGAGCCAACAGGUGCCGUAACUACAAGUUUCGUUUCCACCGUCCAGCUGGGGAGGAGGAGCCCCCUCUUAAUCCACAUGGGUCAGCACGAGCAGAGGUAAACCUCAGGAAAUCCGCAUUUGACAUGUUUAACUUCUUAGCCUCAAAACACCGCCAGCCACCGGAGUACAAACCAAACGAAGAAGAGGAGGAGGAAAUACAGCUCAAAUCUGCCCGGAGGGCAACUAGCAUGGACCUUCCCAUGCCAAUGAGAUUCCGACAUCUUAAGAAGACGUCCAAAGAGGCUGUAGGUGUUUACAGGUCUCCAAUACACGGCCGAGGUCUCUUUUGCAAGAGAAACAUUGACGCAGGAGAGAUGGUGAUUGAAUACUCAGGAAAUGUUAUCCGUUCCACCUUGACUGACAAGAGAGAGAAAUACUACGAAGGAAAGGGCAUCGGAUGCUACAUGUUCCGCAUUGAUGAGACUGAGGUGGUGGAUGCUACAAUGCACGGAAAUGCAGCUCGCUUCAUCAACCACUCUUGUGAACCCAACUGCUACUCACGGGUCAUUCCUAUUGAUGGACAGAAACACAUUGUAAUCUUUGCCAUGCGCAAGAUCUACCGUGGUGAGGAACUAACUUAUGACUACAAGUUUCCUAUUGAGGAUGCCAGCAACAAACUGGCUUGCAACUGCGGGACCAAGAAAUGCCGCAAAUUUCUCAACUGACCAUUACUACCCAGCCACCCAGAGAACACUGACCAAGCUGGCUUAAAAAACCCUCAAGAAACACAUGAAACUGUCACUGAAUCCACUUCAGGCAGAACACUAAUAUGCCAAAUCCACUCCAGAGAUACCGAGUGUCAAACCUACUUCAAAUACAAAUGAAUAAUCAGUUGUUAAACCCAUUCCUAUAAACAGGGGGCAUGGACCCUAAGAUGCAGGGAACCAGAUUACAAAGCCAAUGAUGCAUUGGUCUGCCUGGUGCUGAUUUUACUCCAACCACACAGGGAGCACCUAUACUCUAACAUGGGGCUUGUUCCUCCUUAAAGCAACUACCCAACUUGUCUUGGUAACAUCCUCAAUGGUAGUAUUAUAAUACAGUAUGAAAUAAAUAAUGUUUUGCUGUCAGUGACAAUGUGGGGUAUAUGGUAUUGAGAGGUUUUAUCUGUUUUCACCAGCCUCUCUCUCUGUUGUGGAAUUACUAACCCACAUUACAACUUUCCUAAUAUUUUAGACCUCUUCCCAUCCCUUUAUUAAGGGUUAAUAAAAAUGCACUGACUGAUUCUCAUGGAUGUACAAGCAAAUAUAUAUAACACUGUGCUGCAUGAUACUGAGCUUCUAUACAAUAUUAAUAAUAGAAACAUUGCUCUGUGUAUCCCUACACUGAUCAUGAACAGGCACUGAAUAAUGGUACCUACUUUGUUGUCUUCAAUCAUUGAAGAGGUAGACUUCAUUUACAAUUAAAAUUGUGUUGUAAUAUUUAUUUUACUAAUAUGCUUAACACUGUUUGGCACUGUGGGCAUUUGAAAUUGGCUAGCUGCAAGAAUCAAAAUGUGAAAUUAUCCCUUGAAAUACUGCUGUUGAAGGCUAAUAUGUUUCCCUUUACAUUCUAGUGCGAAUAAUGUAUACAAAUUCUAUGCCCUGCACAACAUUAAGGAGUAUAGGGAACUUUCUUUAAGGUGGUGACAGAGUAGCUACUUGGUCUUCACUGUGUGGUCUCUAUAAAAAUCAAGCAUGGUUGUACCAAGGCUCUUGCAUACCCUUUUGAUGUCUCAGACUAUGCACUGCUCUGAACUAGAGAGGUAUGAGAUUAGACAGUCAAAACUGAGGAUGAACUAGUAUGCAGGAAAGUAUGUUACAUCCAACCACCAUAAAAAAAAAUAAUACCUGUGACAGCAUCUGAUGACAACCUAAAUAAUGUAGCAAGACACGUUGCAGAAUUGACUGUCAUCUUUGGAAGUUACAGCAAUCUGGAAUUGGAUUGUUACCAGACUCGGUUUGCCAAUAGAAGCCUACUGCUCUAUUAAAUGAAGAUAGUGAAUUAUGGGGCCAUAGUUGUGUAUAAGAGCUAUACAGUAUAUAACUAGGGUGGUCAACAAAGUCCCUAUCACAACUCCAUGGUCUGCAAGAGAGGAACAGCACCUGAUGGUAACAUCCAAUCAUAUCAUCUAAUCCAAGAAAAGUAUUUUGAUUGGCUGUCAUAUCACUUGUGGUUUUUUUAGUGUUUAAAUGUGUUUAUGGGUAGACAGAAAAAAAAGUGGUGUUGGCUGGGAAUGAUAACUAGAGGGAAAUAUUGGCCUCUCCCAGUUGCACGAAAAUAUAUUUAUUUAAUAUUUAAUGACAAGUGUGAAAUCAUGCAAUACAGGAGCAGGGAGAUGUCACUACCCAGCACUGCAGUGCUCUUUCCAUUUUCAUAUAUCCCCUAAAAUAUUUCUCCAUGUAUAAGCAUCUCCCUUGUUCCGUUUACAUCUUAUGUUAUUAUUUUGGUAGUAUUUAAAAGGUUUUUUACAAAAUGUAUAUAGUCUCUAUAUUUUUCUAUUGGAAGCACUUAAGACAGUUAAGGAAGCACUUAAAAUGGGGAGGGAUGCAGGGUCCAAACAAGGUUUGGAUCUUAGGUGUUUAUUUUUUUAAAAGGAAAUAUUUUUUUUUUUUAAUAAAUGUGAAGUUUCCUUUAUCAUAGGCUGCUGCAAAGGACAUUUUCAUUUAGUAAAAUUGUAAAUCUUUUGUACAUUUCUUCCUCUCCACUUGAGCAUGUAGAUUAUUAUUUAGAACAGACUUGGAAGAAGUCCGUAACUAAGUAUAAGUGACUUGUUUCAUGUCUCAUGAGGAUGCAGACACCAAGCAGAGAAUCAGGAUCUUUUAGUAUUUAUCUAUUUAUUAAAAAUGCUUAUUUUCCUACUGACUACCCUGUGAGACGUGAAGGCACCAGUUAAUCAGGCCAGUUCUUAGGAAAUGCUGGGUUUAGGAUUAAUAUGGGGAAGUCAAGCACUGUUGGAUACUACAUUAAGACUUCAGAUGACAGAGAUCGAUGGGAAGCUGGUCCUGUAUACAAUAAACAAUAUAUAUAAUAAACAUAGAUAGUUUAGGAGCUCCUCUUUCAUACAGUCCUGCAGCAGAAGGGUUGUUACUUUAUAUGCAACAUACUCGUACGUCUACUGUUAUGACAGUGAACCCCACAUCAUCCAACACUUUUACUGGAUUGUAUUAUCCAAUGGAGAGAAAAGGGGGUUGGGGACAGACAACACUGAACCUCAUUCUUCUGGAUGGUCUUCCUUGUGGAUUUUAUCUUCCUUUAUUUUCCUUUCUUGUACUGUGAUGGCGGGGAGGAGAAGAAUACUCUUCGCCCCCUAUAUUUUCUGAACACUCAAUGUAUCUUAUUUAUAAUCUGCACAAAUAACAAAGGUUUUUUCCUAAAUGCCAAGUAAAUCAAUGUGAAGACAGCUUGCUUUAUCAUUAGAAACUCAAGCGUUUAAUCAUGUAGUUAUGCCCAUUGCAUACUUCUUUAUUGUUGUGUUUAACAAACAAACAUUGUCUUAUUUGUUAUGAUGCUACUCAGCCAAACAUUUGCAUGCAUUACUUAAUCAUUUUACUAGGCUUAAAUCCAGUGACAUAAAGAAUAAACAUACUUUCCUAAAUUGAUUUUGAAAAGCUUAAAUGGAUAUAAAACCCCCAAAAAAUAUUUUGUGAUUCAGACAGAACAUCCCGUUAACAAUUUACUUCUAUAGUCAAAUGCGCUUCAUUUUUAUGAUAUUCUGUGUUGAAGAGAUACCUAGGUAGGCAUCUGGAGCACUACAUGGCAGGAAAUAGUGCUGCCCUCUACUGCUCUUGCAAAUGUAUAACAUUCUUUCAAAUCUUUUCAACAAAAGAUACCAAAAAAAUAAAGAAAAUUUGAUCAUAGAAGUAAAUUAGAAAGUUGUUUAAAAUGGAAUCAUUAAGAACAAUUUUUAGUUUCAUAUCAGACGGAUAUACAAUUUAUGACUCUUUUUCAUAUGCCUUUAACAAAAUGUUUGAAUUAGUACCACUAACUUGUGCACUAGGUUUCAAUGCUAGAUUAGUACAUUAAAGAGAUGUAAACAAAGCAGAAUCAUUGUGAAGCAAACUAACAUAAAGGACUAGUGAUAAAUACUUUCACUAAGUCAUAGGCCCAGAAUAUGGGUAUUCUUUUAUCUAUAUCACCUCACAGGGUUUAUUCUAUCCCAUAAUCUCAUGGCUUUGUGGCACUCUACAAGAUCAUCUAAAAUCUACAUUUCCUUCCACUGAGAAUUAUUUUUUAAUCAUCACUCUCACACCAGAUUCCAGCCAUUCUGACAAAGUGGAUCUCCACUGAGACAAAGUAUUGCUUUUUACACUGGAUUCCUUUCCUGCUGACAUGGAAGAUCCCCACCAGAGUAGACAUCACUUGUACAUAACUCUUAAAACAGAUGCUAUUCUGACACCAGAUCAUAGCUCAACUAUUUAGAUAUUGCUGUCACUCGAGGUUGCAUUUUUUGUGACAAGUCAGAUCUGUCCUUUAGCCAUUGCCCUUAUGCUAUUUUCUGGCAAUGGGGCAUUGCCACCCAGAUCAUGCCGCAACCGCUAAUCCAGCACCAAAUCCCAGUCCAUCUGAUAAAGCAGAUCUCCAUUAGACUACCUCUCACCUGGUAAUUCAGGUAAUCCAGAUCUCCAUCAAGUGCAUAUCUCAUUUGUGUAGCCUGCCACUUAAUCAGAUUAGUUUGACAGGUCAGAUGCCCCACCGAGCAUUUCAUUUUGCUAAACUACGCAUGGCCUGAAUCAGGUUUUUUUUAGUUUGUUUUUAUGGUCUUUGAAUAGGUUAUUGCUUUGUCGCUUGCAGAACUCAUUUUAUCCUUUAAACUUGGGGUGUCCAUAAUGAGACCAGGGUCUGUAGUGCUGCAAUCUGCCUUCUUUUUGGGCACACAUGCUUUACGCUUGUACAACCCCAUAUGUUAGACAUGCUCUGUCUGCCAUUAUUCAUGUCUCAGGCAAAGCCUGUAUUUUGGGCUACGAACAUUACCUGAUCUGCAAUUUUAUUGUAACCCUAUACAGAGAUCAGUAAAGUGAGUUUGUACAGUCUGUACAUAUUGGUUAAGCACAUGGAGAACAUCUUCCAAAAACAAAUUCACAAGUCAUCCAAAGCAGCCAAGUUUCCUCUGACAUCUCCAAACAUGCUUGAUUUGCUGUGUGUGUGUAUGUGUAUAUAUAUAUAUAUAUAUAUAUAUAUACGUUACCUUGAGAAAAGCCCAGGUGUGGGCUGAAACAUCGGUUAUGCUCACUGCAAUAAAAUAUUGAGUCUUCAUGAAUUAACAAUUUGAAUACAAGAACUUGGUGAAUAUCAUUUUUGGAGUGCCUAUUCCAUUUGAGUCAUAUGUUAUGGGUAAAGUCAGAUAUUAGAUAAUCCUAGGAUUACCCAGGUAAAACGGAUAUUAACCAAGCGGCUGUGGGUAAAGCCUGAUGUAAGACCAUAAAUCCUGCAUCAAACAUACAUAGCAUGCACUGUAAUUCCCCCAUCUUCACUAUCUUUUUUGCGUCCGCCUGGAGUGUUCAAGGGUGGCAAAGCCCCCUUGUAAACCUAAUUCCCCAAGGUUCACUUGGGAUGGUUGCCAGAGGAUUGGCGGGGCACCCCCCCCCCCCCCCCCCUGCAAAAAAAAAUAGUGUAUCUAGGGGAAUUACAGUACAUCAGACUUUACCCACAGCCGCUUAGGUAAUGUACUAGUAUUACCCGGAUAUCUGACUUUACCCGUAACAUAUAUAUAUACUGUAUAUACAUACACACAGCUAUGGAAAUGAACAGAAAUCUCCUUAACCUUUUGAGUUAUAAACUACUUGACAUAACUUCUGAGCUUCUUUUAGUCAGGAUUUACACACAGUUUUUCAUGCAGUGUGUUCUCCCUACAAUCCUAUAUCAUUCUUCUGCCUGUGUCUGCUCGUGAUUUGUACAAUAACUUUAAUGCAGUUAGUAUUCUGUUUCUGAAUCUUCGGGGCAGCAGCCCCAUGCAUCUAUGGUUGAAAUAAAACAAACCCGGUGUUCGUGAUUUUAUUCUAGAUAUCAAUGUAUUUUAAGCUGGUCUGUGCCACAAGUGUACAGACCUUUCUGCUGAUGCUAGAUAUACAUAUAUACACAUAUAUAUAGAUAUAUACAAGCUCAUUUGUAACUUACAACUGCCAUCAUGUGUAAAAUCUCUUCAUGCUGUUCCUGCUGCUCUUCCAAAUCUUUGUGUUUUACUUAGUUUUUUUUUUGUUUUGUUUUUUUUUUUAAUAUUUAAAUAUAAGAAAAAAAGCGGAAAGUGUCGUAGUUUUAUCAGUGUUAUUUAAGUGGGGAAAACAUAAAAACGCAUCAGAAUUGAAGGAAAAAUGUUAUAAUGUUCCAUAUGAAAUAAGAAUUGUGGAGCUAUUUGAAUGUAUAGUGUAAAUAAUUGUAAAAUCUACACAGAAGAGUUUAAAACAUGUUUGCUUUUUUUCUAUGCACUUUUUUUUAUUUAAGUGAUUAGUUUACUUAUUAAACAUGUCCAGUUUAUUGAUGUAAAAAAAAACAA